CCCCCCCUCCGCCACUGCUGCUGCUGCUGACAAGAUGGCGGCGGCGGCGGGGCCCGCGGGUCCGGCCGGGCCCGAGAGCCGGGUGCUGGGCUACACCCUGCACCGCUGGAGCAGCUUCUCCUCCACCUACCUGCCCGAGAACAUUUUAGUGGACAAGCCUAAUGAUCAGUCUUCAAGGUGGUCUUCAGAAAGCAACUACCCUCCCCAGUAUUUGAUUCUGAAACUCGAAAGACCUGCCAUAGUCCAAAGUAUCACCUUUGGCAAAUAUGAGAAGACUCAUGUCUGCAAUUUAAAGAAGUUUAAAGUGUUUGGUGGGAUGAAUGAAGAAAACAUGACAGACCUUUUAUCCAGUGGCUUAAAGAAUGAUUAUAACAAAGAAACAUUCACCUUGAAGCAUAAAAUUGAUGAACAGAUGUUCCCCUGUCGAUUCAUUAAGAUAGUUCCACUGUUAUCAUGGGGGCCCAGCUUCAAUUUUAGUAUCUGGUAUGUUGAACUUAAUGGCAUUGAUGAUCCAGAUGUGGUCCAACCCUGCCUCAACUGGUACAGCAAGUACCGUGAACAGGAAGCCAUUCGUCUAUGUCUAAAGCAUUUUCGCCAGCACAACUACACUGAGGCUUUUGAAUCACUGCAGAAGAAAACCAAGAUUGCGCUAGAGCACCCAAUGUUGACAGAUCUGCAUGACAAACUAGUGCUGAAAGGAGACUUUGAUGCUUGUGAAGAAUUGAUAGAAAAAGCUGUAAAUGAUGGCUUGUUCAAUCAGUACAUCAGUCAGCAGGAAUACAAACCGCGUUGGGGUCAGAUUAUCCCCAAAAGUACCAAAGGUGAUGGAGAGGACAGCAGACCAGGAAUGAGAGGAGGCCAUCAGAUGGUCAUUGAUGUACAGACAGAAACUGUUUAUUUGUUUGGUGGCUGGGAUGGGACUCAGGAUCUGGCUGACUUCUGGGCAUACAGUGUGAAGGAAAACCAGUGGACCUGUAUAUCUAGAGAUACUGAAAAAGAGAAUGGUCCUAGUGCCAGAUCUUGUCACAAGAUGUGCAUCGAUAUUCAGCGAAGGCAAAUCUACACACUGGGCCGUUACCUGGAUUCCUCCGUGAGGAACAGUAAAUCUCUGAAAAGCGAUUUCUACCGUUAUGACAUUGACACGAACACAUGGAUGUUGCUAAGUGAAGACACUGCAGCAGAUGGAGGUCCCAAGCUGGUGUUCGAUCAUCAGAUGUGUAUGGAUUCAGAAAAACACAUGAUCUAUACGUUUGGAGGUAGGAUUUUGACAUGUAAUGGCAGUGUAGAUGACAGCAGAGCCAGUGAACCUCAAUUUAGUGGAUUGUUUGCUUUUGACUGUCAAUGUCAGACAUGGAAACUGUUGCGAGAAGAUUCGUGUAAUGCUGGACCUGAGGACAUCCAAUCCAGAAUAGGACACUGCAUGUUGUUCCAUUCGAAAAAUCGCUGUUUAUAUGUAUUUGGUGGGCAGAGAUCGAAGACUUAUUUGAAUGAUUUCUUCAGCUAUGAUGUUGACAGUGAUCACGUGGAUAUCAUAUCAGAUGGCACCAAGAAAGAUUCAGGGAUGGUUCCUAUGACAGGUUUCACUCAGAGAGCCACCAUUGAUCCGGAACUGAACGAAAUACAUGUGUUGUCUGGGCUCAGUAAAGACAAAGAGAAACGGGAAGAGAAUGUUAGGAACUCUUUCUGGAUUUAUGACAUUGUGAGGAACAGUUGGUCUUGUGUCUAUAAGAACGAUCAAGCAGCAAAAGAUAAUCCAAGUAAAAGCCUUCAGGAGGAGGAGCCCUGCCCGAGGUUUGCCCAUCAGCUGGUGUAUGAUGAGUUGCACAAGGUUCAUUAUUUGUUUGGAGGAAAUCCUGGGAAAUCCUGCUCUCCAAAGAUGAGGCUGGAUGACUUCUGGUCACUGAAGCUCUGUCGGCCUUCGAAGGAAUACCUGUUGAGACACUGCAAAUACCUCAUAAGAAAGCACAGGUUUGAAGAAAAGGCCCAAACUGACCCACUCGGUGCACUGAAAUACUUACAGAAUGACUUGUAUGUAACUGUGGAUCAUUCUGACCCUGAGGAGACAAAAGAGUUUCAGCUUCUUGCUUCAGCACUGUUCAAGUCUGGUUCAGAUUUCACCACUCUGGGAUUUUCGGAUGUUGACCAUACCUAUGCGCAAAGAACUCAGCUCUUUGAUACGUUAGUAAAUUUCUUUCCUGACAACAUGACUCCUCCUAAAGGCAACCUGGUAGACCUCAUCACACUGUGACAGAAAAAUCACUGGACAUGUGAAAGAAGAAAAAAGCAUCCAUUUUCAGUAUUUUAAUUUUUUUUUACUGCAUUGAUUGACUGCUGGGUGCAGUAAUAUAGUGACCCCUGGGUCUUUGAAUGGGGCUUUAUACUUGUAUAAUGAAUACCUGAGGUUUUUCCCCUUGUUGAAUUAGGCUAAUAAAAUGUAACUGACAUAAAUAUAUAUAUAUAUAUAU
This is a messenger RNA of Mauremys mutica (yellowpond turtle), 2465 nucleotides long. It is a transcript of the gene MKLN1, whose product is annotated as muskelin 1. Gene Ontology annotation, cellular component: cytoplasm. Bases 35 to 2248 code for a protein of 737 amino acids. Lineage: Eukaryota; Metazoa; Chordata; Testudines; Geoemydidae. The record is from RefSeq and is a predicted model, not a curated record. The transcript is spliced from 18 exons. Gene Ontology annotation, molecular function: protein binding.